Suillus plorans is the source of this 243-nucleotide messenger RNA. RefSeq lists its product as uncharacterized. The annotation marks the transcript as partial. NCBI's taxonomy places the organism in Eukaryota, Fungi, Basidiomycota, Agaricomycetes, Boletales, Suillaceae. The record is from RefSeq and is a predicted model, not a curated record. The transcript has a single exon.
AAUGUCCUGUAUGUCCUGAGUGCUUCCAACAACCUCAUAUCAAUCACGAGAUUGGAUAAAGAGGGAGGAAAUGCGCUAAUGGGAGAUGGUAAAGUCACCUUGAGUGUAAAAGGAGGACGUACCAUAGUGAAAGGUCAUAUGACCAAUGGCCUAUAUAAGUUAGAUACUCGAGCUCAAAUAAAUCCAAAGACUCGAGUACAAACUGCGCAAGAGAGACUGAAAACCGAUUGGAUGACAUGGCAU